AUGAAGUAUUUCAUUGAAAUAUUUCUCUAUAUCAUUUUGUUAUUUAAUAAAUCUCAACAAAAUGAUGAAAAUAUUUUGUUAACAAAUGAUCUGACAAAUAUUGACAAUGCACCUCACACUAUUUUAACAUCAAAUAAUCGACUCAAACGUGAGAAAUCUAGAUUGCUUUCAUCAAUAACUUAUCCAACUAGCAUUUCUGAAGAAUGUGAUCAAGAUGUUCAUGAUAAACUUUCUCAUUGUGCAACUCUAAAUAAUUGCAAAGAAUUAGCGUCUUGUGUGGCACCUAUUCAUUGUCCAGUAGCUAAUAAAUCUUAUGGAAGUUUAAUAAUUAAUUUACUUCAUUUACUUGGUGUGAAUAACUGUAAUGAUGCUGUUGAUUCUAAAUCUUCAUGUUCGAGUGGUGGACGAAGUAUUAUUUUCCAAGAUUUAUUUACACAUUGGGGUUAUAGUCAAUUUAAUGAUUUCGAUGAUUACGAAGAAAGUAGUGAGAAAAUUGAUAGUUAUUGCCAUACAAUACCAAAGUUUAUUGAUGAAGUGAAAGAAAAAAUUAAACAUCAAUGUCCAAUCUAUUCUAGACAAGUUGAAGCAUUUCUUGAGCAUUAUUUAUGUUCAAACACACAUCAUCAAGUUUCAUUAACAAGUACAUCAGCAACCAACAAUGUAUUCAACGAACCGUUUGAUCGAACAAAAUUACGAAAUUUUUCUUCAAUAUCAUCAAGAAUACUUUAUUCUGAUGAAGAAGAAAAGGAUGAUUUCAGUUUUAUUACAUCAAUUGCAAGUCUAUCGAAUACUACAGAACAAACUAUUUAUAUCAAUGAUCAUCCGUAUUAUAAUGUUUCGUAUAUUGUUCCAAAAUCUGAAAGCAUUCCAUCGUUUUAUGUUCAAGAGGAUAGACAAUUUAUUCGUAUGAAAGCACUUCAUCAUCCAGUUGGAACGAGUUCUGACAUCAACUUAGGUUUUAAUUUUUCAUUCUAUGGCCGCAGUAUUAAUAGAAUAUUAGUGAAAACUGACGGUUUCAUUUUUAUGGGUGAUUUAUCACAUGGGACAAUUGUUCGUAGUUCACAAUAUAUUGCACCAUUAAUGGCAAAGUUCGAUCUAUCCAUUGGCGAUAAUCGAUCUGAAGUAAUGUAUUUUGGUAAUAGCACACAUUUUAUUUGUACAUGGAAGAAUCUUUAUUUAAAAAAUCAAAAACAUAUUGGUGCUUUUACAUUUCAAGCAAUUUUACAAAAUACUGGAAAUAUUUAUAUUAACUACAUAAACAUUCCAUCAAUGACAUUAUGGAAUUUAAAUUCCAGUACUAAUAUUGGACUCUCAGACGCAUAUGUAUCUGAAGAUUCAAUAAGACAACAUAAAAAUGGCCCUCCUGUUGUAGUACUUUAUGAUAAACUUAAUUUAGAUAAAGAAAAAAUAAAAAGUGGUGUUACGGUUAUUUUAACUAUGUAUAGUAUGUGCAAUACUUUUACUGAUUGUCGUUCAUGUUUGGUAAAUCGUGGUAAACGGUAUAAUUGUUCAUGGUGUGACAAUCCUCAGCAAUGUUCCGAUGGCAAUGAUCGUUCACAUUAUACAUGGAUACAAGCUCGAUGUUAUAAUUUUGCUUCCGAAGACACAUGUUUUAAUAGUUUCAACCGUAGAUUCAAUCCAAAUGGCUUUCAAUUAUCAUCAUCAAAUGUUAAUCCAAAUAAAAUUCCACCAAAUGUAUCAGUUAGACAACAAUCAGCAUUAUAUACGUUGCGUACAGUUGUUAUUACACUCUUGAUAACAGUUUUGGUUCUUUCUCUAACUGUUAUUGUUAGUACUUAUACUUAUGCUUAUCGUCAUCCAACAUCACCGCCUGGCAUGUGGUUAUUAGAACAUCGUCCAUCAAAUUAUAUUGCUCGAUUUAAAAAUUUUUCUGGUGCAACUAAUAGUUCAUGUUAA
Rotaria socialis is the source of this 1917-nucleotide messenger RNA. Lineage: Eukaryota; Metazoa; Rotifera; Eurotatoria; Philodinida; Philodinidae. The record is from the annotation of a GenBank genome assembly.